Molecule: messenger RNA, 2775 nt
Organism: Ramularia collo-cygni
Lineage: Eukaryota; Fungi; Ascomycota; Dothideomycetes; Mycosphaerellales; Mycosphaerellaceae
Product: related to secretion protein rsec8
Exons: 1
Coding region: 1-2775 (924 amino acids)
Biological process (GO): exocytosis; Golgi to plasma membrane transport
Cellular component (GO): exocyst
Source: RefSeq, a predicted model, not a curated record
AUGUCAUCCGAUGAUUGUAUUCCAGUAAAAGUUGCCCUGCAGCUCAUGGACCCAUCCUCACUUGGCCUGGCGGAUCAGUAUGGUAAAUUCCAAGAAGUACACAAGCAGCUGCAGAAUGCGCUCAAGGUCAUCGUAAACGAACAUCACCAGGGUUUCAACAGCAGCAUUGGUACAUUCCACAAGAUUCAGGCCGCUAUUCAUGCAUCCCAGCUGCGUGUACGGACACUCCGAGCGGGCUUGGUCCAAGCGAAGAGCAGUCUGGCGAGUGCCAGGCCAGAGCUCAAAGCCUUCGCACAAAGCAGCCAGAGCUACGACCAGAUGCUACAAGUUCUGGGCACCAUUGAGCAACUGCAGGCGGUACCGGAAGAACUGGAGGCUCAGAUCUCGGAGAAGCGCUUCCUGGGUGCGGUUGAUACAUUGCAGGAUGCCCUGAAGCUGAUCCGGAAGCCCGAAAUGGAGGACAUUGGUGCUCUGAGUGAUUUGCGUGUGUAUCUGAGCAACCAGGAACAUUCGCUCACCGACAUCCUGGUUGAGGAACUGCACAACCACCUCUAUCUCAAAAGUCCAUACUGUGAAGAGAGAUGGAAAUCACACAUGAAGCGGGACAUCUCCAGUUCAACCAUUGAUGAGGGAGAACGAGCGAUGCACCAGUUUCUGGAGUCCUACGAUGGGAGCAAACGAAUGACAGAAGACACGACUCGAAACCCGGAAGCGGACACCUUUUGUUAUAUUCAGUUGUUAGUGGAGUCAUUAAACAAGAUGUCACGUCUAGAUGUGGCGGUAGACGCCAUCGAGCACCGACUUCCUGUGGAGCUCUUUACCGUUGUCGAACGUUCGCAUAUGGAAGUCGAACAGAGACAUCCUGCGAUUCUACGUGCCGCGAGAAACGGACAAAGAAAAGGGUCUGUGAAUGCAGGACCCGAUGGAGAACGACAAGCGACGUUGGAAGACUUACUCACUACGUUGUAUGCGAGAUAUGAAGCCAUCGCAGAGGGUCACCGUGUUCUCCACGAUGUCACGGGUGCAAUAAUACGCCGAGAAGCGCAUGAAGACCCUGGGCUAAACCGAAGUUUCCGCGAGUUAUGGAAGCUUUUGCAAAGUGAGAUCAGAUCUUUAUUGCACGAUCAUCUCGCAACCAAUGGCAACCUUGGACAUCGUUCUCGGAAGGACAACGACCCAAAUGCUAAUAUUUUCCAACCUCAGCCGCGAGAUAGAAGCAGAAAGCUGUUCAAGAUGUCUGACACCGACAGCAAAUCGACCGAGCUGGCAACAGAUCGGGAGGACUUGGAAAUGAUCCUCAAGCAGUCAGUGCCUGGGCUUGUCGGGAGCAGUAUACAGAGCGCAAAGCAGGAACGUGGUAUCGUUGCAGACGUAUCAGCAACCGGGCACAAGCUGCUCGUCGAGCCCAGCGUCUUCAAUAUGGGGAUUUUGCUCAAGCCCUCGCUCGAUUUCCUCACCAGACUGCGGGAUGUCGUCCCGCCUAAUUCUGGGGUCGUUUCCAGUACUCUAACCUCCUUUCUGGAUGACUUCCUCAUCAACGUGUUUUAUCCUCAACUCGAUGAGACCUUGCUCGAGCUCUGCAACCGCAGCACGACAGAGAUGGACGCUUUCCAGGCAGAUCCACAAUGGCAGAUGCAUGCGCAGAAACCUGUAUUCAAAGGCACUGUCCGCUUUUACGAACUAAUCGAAGCAUUCUGCGUCAUGCUGGACAGCCUCCCGCAUGACCAAAGCUUCAGCCAACUUGUCAUCACCCAGAUGAGAGGCUACUAUGAUAAAUGCUAUCAGUGGUCCAAGACUUUACUCCAGCGUGCACAGCUGGCUCAAGAGGGCAAUGUGAAGAUGAGACUCGCUGCGCAGCUGGCCACCUCUGGCGAAGUGAAUAAGACAGUCGUGGAACUUACCAAAGCCGAUACUCAUGACGCUGUGGUACUGGCUGAGAAGGAAGCUGCCCUUCUCCUGAAUGCCACAAAGACGCGUACCAYUGAGGAGGCUGAUUUGAUCCAUGACCGCAAGGCCCUCGCCGCACUUUGCACACUGCAUGUCUCCAUGAAAUGGCUCGCAUCUCGUUGCCAACAGCUCCGGUACAUUUCGCCUUUAGCUGUGGAUACUUCCAACAUGCAAGCGCAUGAUCGCCGACGUUGGACACAAAAUCUCUCCCUCAACACCGCGCCCUCGAAUGCGUAUCUCCCUCUGGACCCACAGACAGCAGAGGCCUUCGAUGGCGUUGUGGCUUCCUUCACAGAGCUCUCAUCCUUGAUUCUACGAACGCUUCACAUCGAUCUCCGCCUUCACCUCAUGCACGGGAUCUAUAGUGCUCUGGACACAACCUAUGCCCUCGGCCAACCCUACAACGACCCAGACCCUGCAAUCCUCAGCCUGUCAACUGCACUAGGAACAUACGACACCGCRAUCGCAGCCAACCUCUUACAGCCGCAAUAUGACUUCCUCACUGCCAAGCUGGACAUACUAGCCAACAAAGCUCUAGUCAGCCUUGUGGGUUGUAUUCGUGGUCUGGACAAAUUUGGCAUCGAGCGCAUGGGUUUGAAUGCAAUGGUUCUGCAGCAGACACUCAAGACUGCGAUGCAGCAAGAUGCGAGUUUGGAUCACGCGGCCAGGUUCUAUGAAUUGGCGAGGGGUGCGAGGAUCCUACUAAAGGAAGGGAGGAAGGCCGGUUAUGCCAAGGAGGAUUUGAAGGCGCUGCUUAGGUUAUCGUGGAUUGAGAAAAGGGAUGGUGCGGAGGGGUCGUUGGAGGAUGCUGUUGCUAGGAUUGAGUGA